Molecule: messenger RNA, 3681 nt
Organism: Uranotaenia lowii
Lineage: Eukaryota; Metazoa; Arthropoda; Insecta; Diptera; Culicidae
Exons: 2
Coding region: 1-3681 (1226 amino acids)
Biological process (GO): DNA integration
Molecular function (GO): nucleic acid binding
Source: RefSeq, a predicted model, not a curated record
AUGGAGGAAGAACGUGGCACCGAAUUCACGGGAGAACAGUGUGAACAGCAAAUUGUUCAAAAUGUUGCACUGUUUAGUCCAGCGUCAUACAACAUGCCUCAAUUUCGGUUUCUACAUUUGCCAUCCUCAGAAGUUCGCAAUUCUUGGGUGGCUUGGAUUCGCUGGUUUGAAAAUGUUAUGGUUGCUACUGGUAUUAAGGAUGGAAUCACACGUAAAGCACAGUUAUUAGCAAUUGGAGGAGCUGAACUACAAUCUGUAUAUUACGGUAUCACUGGUGAUGACUCAGACGUUUCAGAUGGAACGGAUCCAUACCAGAAGGCGAAACAAAUGCUCUCUGACCAUUUGGCCCCGAAACAACACGAGAGCUAUGAAAGAUUUGAAUUUUGGACGUUGAAAAGGGGUGAUGAUGAACCUAUUGAGAAAUAUUUGAUUCGCAUUAAGCAACAGGCUGAAAAAUGUUAUUUUGGAAAAACGGAAAUUGAAAGUCGCCUGAUUGCAAUUCUAGACAAACUUAACCAAAAUGCUCCAGAAGAACUGCGCCGAAAACUGCUUGAGAAACAACACCUGUCGUUGGAUGAUGCAACACGCAUUGUGAACUCAUUUCAAGCGAUAAAAUACCAAGCAGCUAGAAUGAGUCAGCAAUCGAAUACAACGCAAAUCAAUCGAGUUGAUUUUUAUAGAACAUUGCUCAAUAAAAACAAAUAUAAAAUGGAGUAUAAACCAGUAAAAUGUGCAAUGUGUGGUUUUGCCAAACAUCGUGAAGGUAUGAGAUGCCCUGCAGUAGGGAAGAAAUGCUUUCGAUGCCAUGGUUACGAUCAUCUAGCUAACAUGUGCGCUCAGAACACUGAGAGAAUACAAAAAGGCCGGGAAGGAAAUAAGCGAAAAUUUUCUAGCAAUCGAAACCAACAUUACGACAAACGUCCCAAAUAUGUACAUAGAGUAGAAAGCGAGGAGGAGGAAGACAAGAAAGUGCAAUUGCCGGUAUACAGGAUUGAUGAUGAUAAAGAUGAAAUGAUGACUUGUGAAAUUGGAGGUGUUUCUAUUGACAUGCUAAUUGAUUCUGGAUCAAAACACAAUCUAAUCGAUGAUCGAACAUGGGAGUUUAUGAAAAUGAAAGGAGUGUCGUACCAUUCUGAAAGAAAAGAUAGUACCAAAAGAUUUUUGGCUUAUGGAAGAGUUCCUUUGAAACUACUUACAGUGUUUGACGCUACUCUCAAUGUAUUCGAUGGAAAAAACAUAAUUACAGCAGACACGACGUUUUACGUUAUCGAAGGAGGUCAGCAGCCUUUACUGGGCAAAGUAACAGCUCAAAACUUGGGGCUUUUAAGAGUUGGGCUACCAAGCUGUGUCAACAAUCAAGUGAAUCGAGUCAACACGGACAAGUCCUUUCCCAAAAUCAAAGAUUUCCAACUGACACUUCCUAUUGAUGAUUCUAUACCAGCAGUUAUACAAUCACUCCGCCGUUGUCCUAUUCCUAUGUUGCAAAAAGUGAAAGAGAAGUUAGAUGAGCUUUUGAGCGUAGGUAUUAUCGAGCGUGUUGAUAAACCUUCUCCAUGGGUUUCACCGUUGGUUCCGAUCAUCAAAGACAACGGAGAUUUACGACUUUGUGUAGAUAUGCGAAAAGCCAAUAAAGCUAUACAACGGUUGAAUCAUCCUUUACCAAUUUUCGACAACAUCCUACCAAAACUAAAUGGAGCUAAAUUUUUCACUACACUUGACGUCAAACAGGCUUUCCAUCAAGUAGAACUGGCGGAAGAAAGUCGAUAUAUUACUACGUUCAUCACAAACUGGGGCUUGUUUCGCUACACCAGAUUAUUAUUUGGAAUAAAUUACGCUCCUGAAUUUUUUCAAAGUCUAAUGGAGUCCAUUCUAGCAGAAUGCAAAAAUACAGUUGUGUUCAUAGACGACAUAGUUGUCUGGGGAGCUACUGAAACGGAACACGAUGACGCAGUUAAAACAACUUUAGCUGCAUUGACCAACAAAGGAAUUGCGUUGAAUAUAAACAAGUGUCGGUUCAAACAACGAGAAAUUGACUUUUUGGGACAUAAGCUCUCUGGUAUUGGAGUUGCAGAUUCUAAAGUAAAAUCUAUACUACAAUGCAGGCCUCCACAGACGAAAGAAGAACUACGUAGUUUUCUGGGUUUGGUGACCUACGUCGCUAAGUUUAUCCCCGAUCUUGCUAAAGUUAGCCAUCCUAUCCGACAACUGCUAAAGAAAAACAUAUCGUUUCAAUGGAACACCGAGCACCAAAAAUCGUUUGAAGAACUUAAACGCUUGAUUGGAUCUAUAAAACAUUUGGGUUAUUAUGAUCCUAAGGAUCGCACAGUUUUGAUAACCGAUGCUUCAGGUAAAGGUCUUGGAGCAGUUCUGCUACAAUUCAAAGGAGACUGCCCGCGUGUCAUAGGCUAUGCAUCUAAAAGCUUAACAUCUGCAGAGCAACGAUACCCGCCCAUUGAGCAAGAAGCACUGGCAAAAGCCUUAUCCACCCUGAAUGAAAAAUUGGAAAGAACUAAUUUUGAUGAUGGCACAGAGAUAGCAAUAAGAGCUAUCCAAGAGGCAGCUGCGAUUGAUAUAAAUGAGAUAAAAACGGCUACUUCUCAGGACUUGGAUAUGAAUGCUAUACAAAAAGCGUUAAUGACAAACGAAUGGAAAGCGGAAAAUCUUAAACCAUAUUCUGCAUUUCGAGAUGAGUUUUCACACAUUAACGGCUUGAUUAUGCGAGGUUCAAAGCUGGUCAUUCCGUUUGAACUAAGGGAAAGGAUGUUAGCAUUGGCUCACGAGGGUCAUCCUGGUCAGUCUGCUAUGAAACGUCGACUGAGGGACCGCUGUUGGUGGCCUAAUAUGGAUCAAGAAGCAGUACGAAAAUGUGAGAAGUGUGAAGGCUGUCGAUUAGUUCAGACAUCAGAUCCACCCGAACCCAUGCAACGUAGAAGUCUACCUUCUAAGCCAUGGGUUGACAUUGCAAUUGAUUUUCUGGGUCCGAUGCCAACCGGAGAGUAUAUUUUGGUGGUUAUUGACUAUUUUAGUCGAUAUGUAGAACUAGAAGUUAUGAACAUGAUUACGGCGAAGGAGACUGUGAAAAGGUUAUCCAAAAUAUUUGGAGCUUGGGGAAAUCCAGUCACAAUCACUCUUGAUAACGCUAAACAAUUUGUGUCUUCUGAAAUGGAUGAUUUUUGUAAAAUGAAAGGGAUUCACUUGAAUCAUACCACACCGUACUGGCCGCAAGCCAAUGGGGAGGUAGAAAGGCAAAAUCGUACACUUCUGAAACGCUUGAAAAUUGCAAACGCCAUAAACGGAAACUGGAAACCAGAAAUUGCAAAUUAUCUUGAAAUGUAUAACAACACCCCACACUCGACUACUGGAAAAGCACCGAGUGAACUGCUGCAAAAUAGGAAACUCCGAUUUAAAUUACCGGACGCAGGAGAUCUUGAAACAGCGCCCGUAUCGACUGACUAUUCUGAUCGUGAUGCAAUCCUUAAGAAAAAAGGAAAGGAAACAGAAGACCGAAAACGUAACGCAAAGGAGAAUAACAUUAAAGCUGGCGACACAGUGCUCAUGCGCAACCUACUUCCGGGGAAUAAACUCUCAACGAAUUUCUUACCAGAGAAAUUUAUAGUUAAAGAACGAAACGGUUCAGAAUGUCGAAUCAAAUCCAUUGAAACAGGAAAUCGGUUACUUUAA